Molecule: messenger RNA, 1801 nt
Organism: Gastrolobium bilobum
Lineage: Eukaryota; Viridiplantae; Streptophyta; Magnoliopsida; Fabales; Fabaceae
Product: transcription factor SRM1-like
Exons: 3
Coding region: 533-1420 (295 amino acids)
Molecular function (GO): DNA binding
Source: RefSeq, a predicted model, not a curated record
GCUAAUUAUGAUUUCAUUUUAUGACUUUUUCAAUUGGGCCAAAAUGAUUCAAAAUGAAAUGUUUUUGAAAUAUGGGAUAUAUCAAUAAGUCUUUCACUGUCAGAGUUAGGUUUUGUUUUGGCAGUGCUUGUUGGAACUUUUUCCACCUUUGUUUUCAGGGGAUUACUUGUUAAUCACUUUUAGCUCUGAUAAAUUGCAUACCCAUGCACCUUGUCAAAAGAAUCUACAGUCAGAUUAUUUUACUGAGGUAACUAUUGGCAAGAGUCCAAUUUUUACAAACUCUGAAGCAAAAUCACCUUUGAAAUUUUACAUACAUAGAGUUUUGGGAUUUAGUUGGUAUUCAACUGUAUUCAGUUUUCAGGCAUUUUCUGCCUCUGUUGGCUCUAGUUCAAGGGACCUUGUUGUCCAUCAUAUAGCAUACCAUCAAAGUAAAUAUUAGAGGUACGCAUCACAGAAAUAAUCUAGAUCCAUUCUAGAUCCAUAGCUCCAAUAGAACAUACCAGAGAACUGUAAUUGAUUCAAACAAGACUAGAUGACCGUGGAUGAAGUGGGUAGUAGCUCUGAGUGGAGCAAAGAACAGGAUAAAGCAUUUGAGAAUGCCUUGGCAAUUUAUCCUGAGGAUGAUUCAGAUCGAUGGGAGAAGAUUGCAGCCGAUGUACAAGGAAAAACUUUAGAAGAGAUUAAACAUCACUAUGAGCUCUUGGUUGACGAUAUCAAUCAGAUUGAAUCUGGUUGUGUGCCUCUACCAUCUUAUAAUUCUUCUCCAGAGGGCUCAACAAGCCAUGCUGGUGAUGAAGGAGGUGGUAAGAAGAGUGGCCGUCCUUGGAAUUAUAACAGUGAGUCUAAUCAUGGAACUAAAGCUUCAAGAUCAGACCAGGAACGACGAAAGGGUAUUGCGUGGACAGAGGAAGAGCACAGGUUAUUUCUUCUUGGGUUGGAUAAGUAUGGAAAAGGUGACUGGCGAAGUAUAUCAAGGAACUUUGUGGUGACAAGAACACCUACACAAGUAGCAAGCCAUGCCCAAAAGUACUUCAUUCGUUUGAACUCGAUGAAUAAAGAUAGAAGGCGAUCCAGCAUACAUGAUAUCACUAGUGUAAACAAUGGAGACAUUUCAGCUCCUCAAGGACCAAUUACUGGUCAAACAAAUGGUUCUGCAGCAAAUUCUGCUGGGAAAUCAGCCAAACAAGCCCCACCAACCCCAACUGGAGCCCCAGGUGUAGGAAUAUAUGCUGCUCCUACCAUAGGGCAGCCUAUAGGAGGACCCCUUGUAUCUGCAGUUGGUACCCCGGUGAAUCUUCCUGCUCCGGCACACAUGGCUUAUGGUAUCCGAGCUCCGGUUCCUGGUACAGUUGUUCCUGGGGCACCAAUGAACUUGGGUCCUGUGCCAUACCCCAUGCCACAUACAUCUGCUCAUAGAUGAAGUGCUGUUCAGAGGCCUAAUGUACAAAACAAAAAGCAGACUAGAUGGCUUCUGAGCUUAAUGUAAUUCUUUUCUUAUUCCUAGAGAGUUGCUUAUAUGCAAGCAAGAGUUGUAUGUUCAAUCAAUUUAUUUCAAAUAAGCCAUACCGUGAAGCAUUCAAUGUGUCUGUAUAGGCUGCCAUGGAAUAUUUGACAGCCUUAACAUAGGACAGCAUGAAAGUAAGGUUUUGUAGACAUUUAUGUUGUUGUAGUUAGUCAUAUAAAGUGUCCCCGUGCUGCAGAGGAAGGUUCUGUGGCUUUAAAGAAUUAAGCUAUUGCUGUAUUUUGUCUCAGUUCUUGUAGGAACUAAACUUCACGUCUACCUUCCUUUAUUAUAUAGCAU